Molecule: messenger RNA, 1367 nt
Organism: Megalops cyprinoides (Indo-Pacific tarpon)
Lineage: Eukaryota; Metazoa; Chordata; Actinopteri; Elopiformes; Megalopidae
Exons: 6
Coding region: 66-1367 (433 amino acids)
Biological process (GO): regulation of apoptotic process
Source: RefSeq, a predicted model, not a curated record
CUGUAACGCACAGAUCCACAUACUGAGCUUUGUUUUUAUUGUAGGUGAAACUGAACCAUCGUAAUAUGGGUGGCAUCUCUCCUUCUGCAGCUGCUAGGUUUAUGAUAAGGUUUAGGUCUAAAAUCAUCGAGAGGCUCUCUCUGCCGGUGCAGAUAGCCGAUUACCUUCUAGACAAAAAGGUUUUAUCGGAUGAACUUUACCAGCGUAUCUGCGAUGCCAGCUCCUCCCAGGACCAGGUGCGGAAGCUGUAUCACGCUUCCAGUGGAAACCUUGCAAAGUUUCACUUUUACAAGGCCCUGGAAAAAUGCGACCCUUUUCUCUUCAAGAGUCUGAAGGCCAAAGAAAAGAAAAACAUGAAGAAGAGGGAAGGAUCAGCUCCCAGUGAUGAUCAGCCGUCAGCAAAGAGGCCGAGGACCCAGGAAGCAGCAGCCACUGCAGCCGGAGCUGAGCAGAACCAGGGGAGAGAGGCCCGGAAUGAAGGAGAACCUGGGUCCAGACUGAAAUUCAGAACCUUCUCAGAGAUGGAGGAGCACAUUAAAGACCCAACCGUCAGAGAAGAGCUAAUAAAAAAACUCAAGAUGAAACUGGAGGGUGGGGAGGUGGAGAGACUCGAACGCUUAUUAGCAGAAAUGAAACUUAAAACCCCUGUAUGUUUUGACCAUAAGGCUGUGAGAGAAAUUCAAACCAACCAGGUUGUGCGAGCUUUUCUAUUACCAGGAGAAAAGAAAAAAUUUCCCUUCUUAGUCACUAAACAGUGCUUUAUUAAAAUUAGAGGUUUAGCACCACAGGGUUCUAAUGCUAAGGACCUGGCAGAAACGCAGGAGGGGCAGGAGUGGAGCCAUGGUAAUCCCCGAAAUUCUGCAAACAUCAAAAAAAAUAUCGCUCGCUGCCAAAACAUGCUUUCUCCUCCUUCUGCUGAACCCUGCUCAGCGGUGCAGGAUGCGAGAGCCUACAGCACCCCUAUAGGCCAGGGCACUCCCUUUGGCUCUAAUGCACACACGUUUUCCAGAAGGGAGCAGGAGGAUUCUGUGACUGAGCUCAGUGCCAGAGGAGACAGUCUGAGCAGCAGUGGGUAUGGUUCACUCAUCCUCCAUCCUACUGAAGAAGCUGCAGGAGAAGCCAGCUGUACAGGGCCAGCAACUCCCCCUGCUGCUAACCAACAGCUACCCCAAACUCCAGCAACUCCUCCUGCUGCUAACCAACAGCUACCCCAAACUCCAGCAACUCCCCCUGCUGCCAACUCACAGCUGUUUGGAACUCCUGCAGAAGGAGAUGGAUCCCAGCAGGUGUCUAAUGGACCAGCUAACACCAGCGCCUCCGGCCACCGUUACCGGCCCAUCGAACGAGAUGUCGGCGGCUCCAGAUGA